Molecule: messenger RNA, 2188 nt
Organism: Caenorhabditis sp. 36 PRJEB53466
Lineage: Eukaryota; Metazoa; Nematoda; Chromadorea; Rhabditida; Rhabditidae
Source: the annotation of a GenBank genome assembly
AUGGGCUUUCUCUUGUGCUCAUUCAAACUCGUCCGCUCGCUUUUUGUCGUUUUGGUCUUCGCAGUCAGCCUUCCGUUUCUAGCAGUUUAUGGAGUUUACAAAAAAUGUCACGAACAGGUAGACUCCUUUUUAAAAAAUAAUCACUAUUAUCAAUACCGGUUCAGAAUGUAAAGUCCAGCAGGAAGGCAGCGAUUUCCAGAUUCAGAGCUCGACGAGCCGCCGAUUUCCUCGACUUUGAGAACAAAACGAAUCCGUCGAAUCUGGUGCAUAAUGAACGAAUUCUGGGGGCGUCGAUCUCGGCAGACGUCAUUGAGAACACAAUGAAAACCAUUUUGACGCUGGACUUUCAAGAGUUGAGAGGUGAUAUCCAAUGAGCUCCAUUUCAGAAUAGAAUGUUUAAUUUCAGAGGCUCUCCAAGACGGAAGGUACAACGCGUCGAUAGUUGUCAGUGCCUACAUCUGGAGAGCAAUAAAGAUAAACAAGAAGCUCAAUUGUAUAACUGAAGUGAUUUCGAGUGCAAUCACGCGUGCUGCUCAAUUAGACGACGAAUAUAGGGACAGGAAGAAGCCGCCAUUCUUUGGCCUUCCGUUCUCUGUGAAAAGCAACUUCCACGUGAGUUUUGAGCUCGAUUUGUUUAUCGAUUGUUUUUAGAUCGAAAAUUAUGACGCAACCGUCGGACUGGCUCAGUUCCUAGACCGAAGGGAGCAUUCGACGUGUGCACUCGUUCAAUUCCUCUCCGAUCAGGGCGCCGUCCCGUUCUGCCUCACAAAUGUCCCGCAAGGACUUCUCUCCUACGUCAGCUCUAAUCCGAUUUAUGGCAGAACUAUAAAUCCGUGGGAUUUUGAUCGUACUCCUGGCGGCUCUUCUGGCGGCGAAGCAGCACUUGUGGCGGCGGGAGGCGCUGCGUUCGGAAUCGGAAACGACCUGGUCGGCAGCCUAAGGAUCCCGGCCGCCUUCUGUGGACUGGUGACUGUGAAGCCGACGCAGGACCGACUUCACGAAAGCGGCAUGAAUCCGGGGCAUCCGGGAAGAGGCCGGCUCGGGCUGAGCACUGGAUUCUACACGCGAACGGUGACGGAUCAGGAGUGGCUUCUUCGAGAAGUCAUCGGCAAUCCAAAGUUCACCGAACUGUGUCCGUCGUCGUCGUCGGCGCCGUUGGGAUCCACGGACGAGUUGCCCGAGGGACGCAAACCUUCCAUUGGCUGGUUUGUUGACGACGGAUUCGGUCCAGUGGCACCAUCGAACCGACGGGCAGUCAUGGAAACGAUCGAGAAGUUGAAGAAAAAGGGAUACGAGACCGUUGAGUUCAAAGUCCGGGAUGUCGACCAAAGUCCAGAGUUCUCAUCAUUCGCAAUCGCAGACAUGCUCUUUCGGGUAUGCUCGUUAUCCGUAAACAGUAUAGUCAUUAGUACCCGUAUUCAGAAUGUGAUGCCUGAUAAUGGAGAGUACAUGUCAAAAAUGUACUCUGGGGAAGAAUACGAAAAGGACAUGAAGGACUUCAUCGUGUUAAUCCGAUACAAACAGUGCUUCUUGGUUCGAUGGCUGGCCCAAUACGUCCUUCUUCCGCUUUCUCGGUUUACUCGUUUCAAUUCAAAAAGGAUACACACUCUUACGAACUGUCACAAUUCCAGUCUUGAAGAUAUUCGUCAGAAUCAGGAAAACACGGAUGACUUUAAAAGAAAUUGGAUAAAGUACUGGAAGGAAAAGAAGAUUGACGCACUCAUCUGUCCCUCUUUCAUCAGUAAGUUGGUGUAUUAAAUAAAACCGAAUACUCGUUUUUUCUUUAGCUCCGGCGCAGCCGUUUGCAUAUCCUGCUCGUCUGAGCACCGGCGUCUUCAUCACUGGUCUUUUCAAUAUGCUCGACGUGCCGGCUGGAAUCGUGCCCGUCGGUCCGGUGCUCAACAAAGAGAACGAAGAGGGAAUAGAGACGCACAACGAUUAUCUUCUGGAGCAGCAGAAGAAGGCGAUUCGGGGAACGGAAGGACUGCCGAACGCGGUGCAAGUGGUCGCGUUGCCGAAUUGCGAGGAGAUGUGUCUUCGAGUGAUGCGGAUCGUCGAAGGAAUCGCCGACGGAGCGGAUAACAAAGUGAAACGGCUUCGCUGGAAGUUGGAUGGAAAUGGGACGGAUACGGUGUUCGAGGCGGGAGGAAGCGAGCACUGUUUCGAAUGGGUCGAUCUCCGUCCGUAA